Anopheles gambiae (African malaria mosquito) is the source of this 3030-nucleotide messenger RNA. Its product is annotated as juvenile hormone esterase. The coding region runs from base 87 to 1766 and encodes 559 amino acids. The record is from RefSeq and is a predicted model, not a curated record. Lineage: Eukaryota; Metazoa; Arthropoda; Insecta; Diptera; Culicidae. The transcript is spliced from 4 exons.
AGACAUUGCUAGCAUCUCGUGCUCAUCGGUUUGUCGUUUAGAAGCUUCAUUCAUUCAUCACCAUCCCCACCGAUCACGUCGUGGCGAUGUGGCCCUGUGCUGUCCUGUUAUUGUGUCAUUUCUUUAUUAGCAGCGUGCAGGCAAACUGUCUGGUGCAGUACGAACAGGCAGCAACGGGAGUGGGAGAGACCAAGGCUACCUUCAACAGUACACCAUACUGUGCGUAUUAUGGUGUCAGAUACGGAGAGCCGCCGACCGGAAGCCUACGAUUUCGUCAUUCAAUAGUGCAUCAACCGAGUGGAUCUCUAAACUACACCACACCCGGGAGUGUCUGUGCCCAGUACAAUAAUCCAUUCACUCGGGACUUUGUCAUUGGUAGCGAAGACUGUCUAUUUGCAAACAUCUACACGCCUCGUGUUAAAGAAAGCACGGAAGCAGCGGCAUAUCCUGUGCUAGUGUUCGUUCACGGUGGAAGUUACGCGGUUGGACAUGGGGAAAAAGACAUUAACGGGGCUGAUCUACUAAUAGAUAGUGGUGUUGUUGUGGUGACCUUUAACUACCGGCUCAAUGUUUUAGGAUUUCUGAAAACAAACAAAUUCAACAUCAGUGGCAACUUUGGGCUGAAAGAUCAAACCACACUGUUGCGGUGGGUGCAGCGGUACAUUGGCAACUUCGGCGGUGAUCCUGCGCAAGUUACACUGCUCGGUCAUAGUGCGGGAGCCGGCUCGGUAACGCACCAUCUAUACAUACCCCAGUCGAAAGAUCUCUUCCAUCGUGUGAUUGUACUGAGCGGAUCGCUGCUAGCGUCCUGGUCCUUUAUGUACAAUCCGCGACUCUGCACGGAGUCGUACCUGAGUGAUCUACAACCCAAAACUGCGGUAGAGUUUCGUACCAGAGCUGUUGAAGAUUUUUUCAUCCAAAAUGGAACGACCGGAUUUGCGUUUGGGUUCGCUUCGAUGGGUACUCCUUGCCUCAUACCUGAGCUGGAACAGGAAGAGAUCGAGCGAGAUAACUACACCGUGAAUGCACCUCAUGUAUCCGUGCUAAGCCCACCGAUUACAAAGGUUCCAAUACUGAUAAGUGAAACGGCACGUGAAUUUGUCGACCAAUUGAAGCAUUUAGAUGGGUUUCGCUUCUACCCAAAUAUUCCUCAAAAUUGGACCGCGCAAAAGGUUGGUGCACUAAUUUCCUUUGUUCAUAAUUUUACAUCCCAGUUGGUGGCGGCAGGUCAUGUUAAUUCCAGUGAGGAGGUGUUUCAACAGAUAGCAGAUGUAGCAAAUCUACGAUAUCCUAUGAGACGGUUGGCGCAGGAUUUAGCUCAAACACUGCACGGAACGAUGCCCGUGUACUAUCUUCGAUUUGAGUUUGAUGGACAGUUUGGGAAGGCAAAGUAUAAGGAGUAUAUUAGCUAUCUGCCUAAUUCGCAGUACGGUGCCAUACACGGGGAUGAUUUGGGGUACAUUUUUUCACCCUACAAUCUGGAGGAGGCCCUUGCGAAGGCGGACCAGUACCGGGAGGAAUGGAGGAUACAUCGCUGGACAGUGGAGUUGAUUGCUAACUUUAUCAAGCAUGGCAAUCCAACACCAACUCCCAGUAAGCUUUCGAACAUCACCUGGACACCCUGGAAUGGGAAUGACUCAGCUAACCCAUACUUAAACAUCGAUAAAACGUUCGAUAUGCGAGAGUUUAAGGAUGAUAGAAUCUUUCGCUUUUGGGCUGAAGUGUACAACUGUUUGUAUUAUAAAGUUUGUAAGUAUGACUGGUGAUGGUGAAGCUGGUGGUAGGGGUGUUUCGAUAGCAAUAAAAAUAUACAACAAAGGGGUAUAAGCUGCCGAUUUCCUGAGAGCAAGGAUAAAGAUUUUCCAGCAAACGCUACCCUCUCGAUACAUUCAAUUUUAAAACCAUCAACUUAUCCUUACAAUAUGUAGGCUUAGUCCUUUUUCCUCGCAUCUCUUCCCGAACCAAAAGUGAUGUCAAUUUAAUCCCUGUGACAAUUUUGUCUGAAACUUUUUGCCCCCCCCCACUCGUUAGCCCCAUAGGUACGUAUUCCUAACUCUGCGUGUAAAGGGUUCAUCGAACGGAAGCUUAUCCCGGAAUCAACCCCUUCUGCUCGAGCGUUGUUAAAGUGGAUAUAACUUUUCAUUACGCUGAUGUUUCGUUUAAAAUUUAUUAUUGUUACUCCCACCUCUUACGCUAACCUGUGCAGGCUUUGUGUAGGCUUUGGAAGUUUACGAGAAUUUAUGUCCCCAGGAAACGGAGCCGAAAAUUGUCGAAACGAUCAUCGGCUUCAUGAAGGCGUCGGUGAAGCAGACCUGCCACCCCCCAUUUUAGCCCGCCUUAUCUUGGCGACCAAAAAUUAUUGCAAAACAUUUAAGCAACUUCUACCCCUGCUUUUGGGGAAGCACUUCAUCGGGCCGGAGGUCGGAGAAGAUCAGCUUAAUAUCUUUAUUAUCGCUAUCUGCCAUACCUGAGAUGGGAAAGAGUUCGAAUCGUUUGCGUUCACGGUAGUCUUCAUCGGCUGCAGCACCAGCUUGAAUGGACGGUUAUUCUUUCCCAUUCCUUUCCAUCACCGGGGUUGGCAGCGUUUGUUUUAACAGGCAGUUUGUGCUUUGCCGAGUUCAGCGAGUCUGGCUGGCUUAUUUGAUCAGCCACCUUGCCUUCUACGGGGCUACGGUGACUUUGGUGAUGAAAUUAUGAAGUAAUAAUAAAAUUUAUGGUCGACAGCUCGUGGCAGAGCGUUGUCACCGAGUGGAGGCGUAGAAUAUGUUGUUUCUUCGGGCUGGCCAAUCCGAAGAAGAUGUCUAUAGCACAUAAAGUUUAUGGGUGAAAAACUCAAACGGUUUACGUUGACAGUCGGAGUUGGUCUCACGCUGAAUAAAAUAUGAUUCGAUCAAUUCCAAGCACUUUAUGAGACGGUUAUUAAAGGGUUUCCUUAAAGUUGCAGAUUCUAGCAGAAUGAUUAUGAAAUACUCUAAAAUAGUUACAUCAAUGAAGCUUAAAAAUAAUAAAAGUUCGCUAAAAAAGUAAAAA